CUGAGCUCUGCGCGACACACUCGUUGCAAUGCUGCCGAUGCCGAUCGCUACCCGCUCGGUACCCAUUAGAUAACAAAACCAUCGCACGAUUCGCAGUGUUUGCGCGCGCGCUGACGCAUUUAAGCCCAUCAUCAUCAUCAUUAUCCUGUAACUCGUUCAAGGCUGAUAUGCUGCUUGUUGGAUAUAUACGUUAUACAACUGAUCGGCGCUAAUUGCUCUCAAGUUGCAGGCGCAGGUAAAACGUUGCGAUACUCGUGGUGGCCGAGAGGAGAUAGUAUAGUAAAAAUGCAGGAGAGGGGACAACAACAGUUGCAAGCCAAGGAGCAGCUCGAGCCCGCGGAGCUGGUGGGCCUGGUGGCGCGGUCCGUCGAGGGCACGGCUGCCAAGGGCAUGCCGAUCAAGGGCCACGAGGACCUGUGGGUCGAGAUACAAGCCAACACGUUUCGCAACUGGGUGAACGAGCACCUCAAGCAGAGCGAGCGCGGCAAUCGGUGCGGACCGGUCCUCGAUCUCGCCGAUGACUUUAGGGACGGCACGCGGCUGUGCGCCCUCGUCGAACAACUCACCGGCAAACCACUCGCCAAGUGGAACCCCGCACCGGUCAAUCAGCACCACCACCUCGAGAACGUGUCCACGGCACUUAAGGCCGUAGAGGCCGACGGUGUCAAGCUCGUCAAUAUCGGUAACGUCGACAUCGUCAAUGGCAAUCUCAAGCUGAUACUGGGUCUCAUCUGGUCGCUGAUAGUCAGGUACCAGAUCGGCAAAUCUAAAUUCCCCCCGAGAAAACUGAUGCUCUCCUGGUUAAAGGGUGUCCUGCCGGAAUGCAGGGUCAACAACUUCACCACCGACUGGAACUCGGGCGUUUACCUGAGCGCGCUGUUGAACUACUGCAAACCGGGGCUCUUCCCCCACUGGCGGCAACUCGAUCCCACGGACAAGGUGUACAAUUGCCGGAAGGCCAUGGAAAUAGCGAAGCGAGAGUUCGACAUACCGAUGGUCCUCCAGCCUGAGUACCUGGCCUCGACCUACCUGGACGAGCUCUCCGGCAUGACUUACCUGUCGUACUUCCUGAAGGAGGGCUCGCCGGGCUUCCACGCGACCCUCCGCUGGGUCAACUCUCAGCUUCCCUACAGUUCCAUCCAAAAUUUCACGACCGACUGGAACGAUGGAACGGCGUUGUGCGGCAUAGUCCGGAACUUGGGCGGUCCUGCGCCCCCCUACGACAAAAUCGACCGGAGCCCCGGGUCGUGGGAGCGAAAUUUGCAGCAGGGCAUCGACGGCGGCAGAAAACUGGGAGUGGAGCCGCUGCUCAAGGCCAAAGACAUGGCAGACCAGAACGUCGAGCACCUCGGCCUCAUGGCUUACGUCGCCUUUUUCCAGUGGGUCAAGCCACGGCCGCAGCUCAACGAACAGGCCGUCGUCCACAUCGACAGCACCUCGGCCAGGGUCCACCAGCCGGCCCACUUCAAAUUGGAGCUCAUAUCGAAGGAUGUGAUUACGAGGCAGAUACGCGGCGAGGUGACGAGUUCGAGCGGCCGGUCCGAGUGCCGGCUCACGUGGAACGGCCUCCACGGAAAGGGCACCUUUGUCCCCGCGGAAGUCGGAAUGCACAGACUGAUGGUGUACAACGACGGCGAGGCCCUACUCGGCUGCCCGUACUACUUCCGGGUCCACCCUCCCCUCACCAAAAUAAAAGCGACCGGCAUGGACCCCUGCGCCAUCGGAUCGGUCGUCGAAGUUCUAGUCAAUAGUUACGGCACUAGUCACGAGGGCGUGAGCGUGUCGGCGUGGUCGCCCACGGGACGCGAGCUCAACUGCCCGGUACGGGAGAACGACGGGGUGCACACGGCCACGUUCGAGCCGGACGAGACCGGCGAGUGGAGCAUAGCCAUAAUGCACAAGGGCGCCCACAUACAAGGUGGGCCCUUCAACUGCUUCGUCUUCGACCCGCACGGCAUCCAACUGUCGAGCCUCGAGGGCGCAAGGCCCGGCCAGCCGUUCAACUUUACGGUCGACGCCAGCGCCACCGGGGGCCUCGGCAACGUCGUCCUCGACAUCGUCCACGACAAGCAAUCGGUCGCCCACAUAGUCCGGGAGUACGAGCGCAUGAGUUACCGCGUAUCCUUCGUUCCCCGGGAGGUCGGCAAGUACCGGGUGUACGUCUACUUCAACGGCACGGACGUCCGGGGCUCGCCGUUCAUCAUCAGGGUCGGCACGCUCCAGCAGAGAAACGCCUCCAGGCGCUCCUCGGUCCUCUCCAAGACGGCCUCGCUCGACCGCAGGUCCAACAACAACGGCUACGCCACCACCACCAACACGGAGCUGUACGAGAGCAACAGGUCGUCCAGUAGCUUGAGGGGCUCCCCGGCACCUCCGUCCCCGAGGAUCCAGCAGCGACCCCUGGCCAGGCGCUCGACCGACAGCCCGACCUCCUUCGCCGACGAGAACAAGGACAACAAGUCGAGCCUGUUUGGCCAGUCGUUCAAGUCGUCCGCGCACGGCUGGAGGCCGUCUCCGUCGGCGUCGCCCAGCGGCAGCCAGAGCAACCUCGACGGGCCCUUGUACAACGCGGCGAGGCAGUACGCCAAGAGCAACCUCGUCACCAAUACGAGCUCGGCGUCGUCGAGUUCCUUGUUCGCCAAAAAGAGCAAGGAGCUCGACUACGGCUUUCAGAGCAGCGCCGACAAGAACGGCAUCGUCGACACGAGCAGCAACGUCAAGGUGUCGUCGUCGGUGAAGGGCUCGCUGAGGCGCGACAUGUGGGACGCGAUAUCCAAGACCAAGUCGUUGCUGUCGUACGGCAGCCUCGAGUCUCUGGCCAAUCUGACGCACCACGCCUCGUUGGCGGACGAGCCGGGUAAGAGCAACGGCGUGAACGGCGGCUCCUCGUUCGGCAGCUCCGAGAUCGCGCCCAAGGUGAUUGUCGCCGACACGGACACGCGGGGCAUACUGAAGAACAAUAAGCCGAUCGGUAAUGGUCACUCCGCGAAAUUGGACACGAUCGUCUCGUCGACGACUACGACGGAUGCCGUGGAGAAGCACUCGUCGUACCUGAGCGAGUCCUCGGUUUUGAAGACCAGCGGUGCCGAGAGUCUUGCGACCGGCAACGCGCUCCGGAUGCUCGGCGUGCACCGGCCCACCUGCUUCACCCUGGACUCGAGCUUGGACGCCAGCAAAAUCGCCGUCAUCGUCACUGGUCCGAACGGUAGACCGGUGCCGGUGCAAAAAUCGGCCUUGAGGGGCCAGACCUACACAGUCAUUGCCGAUCAAGUGGGUGAGCACACCAUACAAAUCCUGUACAGUGGCCAACACAUCAAGGGAUCGCCGUUUAGGCCCCAGGCGUACGAUUCCAAGGCCAUACAGGUGGGAAACAUACCGGACGGUGUAGUGAACGAGCCGGUCGAGUUUGAAAUCGAUGGUACCAGAGCUGGCUCUGGGAACCUGGAGAUUUUGGUGAACGGCGGCCACGUGACGAGCUUCGUUCGAACGCUGGGCAGCCAAAAGUUCCUGGCUUCCUUCGUCCCCCACGAGGCUGUCACGCACCUGGUCGAGAUGACCUUCAACGGCGAAACCGUUCCCGGAUCACCUUGGAAAGUCGGCAUAAUGCCGAGUCCAAAGAUGUCGGUGGUCGGGGACUCGGUGAGGCUCGUACCGGCUGGCAGCCCCGCCGUGUUCGAACUAUCGGCGCUCGGCUUCAACAGCACCGAGAUCCAAGUGCAGAUACUCACUCCGUCGAAGCGUCAGAUUGGGGCGCGUAUCGACGAGGAGCCCAACCGCAAGGGCGAGUUCCGGGUGACAUUCACGCCCCAAGAGGUGGGUAGUCACUUUAUCGAGGUUAGCAUAGCCGGGCAAAAACUACCGGCCGGGCCCCUAGUCGCCAAAGUCUACAACAGCGGGCUCAUCCAGGUGACGGAGGUCCCUAGCGCCGUGGUCGGCCACGCCUGUCAGUUUCGGGUUGACGCGAGUGCCGCCGGCGAGGGUCAACUCGAGAUAUCGAUAAACAACGGCGAGGUGCCGAACCACGUGCAAGUGGUGGGUGGUGGCCGUUGCCUAGUGUCGUUCACCCCGGAGGCGGCCAAGCCCCACUACAUAGACAUCAAAUUCAACGGGGAACCGGUGCCCGGCUGUCCCUUCGUCUGCCUGGUCUCGGACACGAGCCGGGUCAGCCUCAGCCUCGGCCACCUCGAGCUCCUGGCCGUCGGCGAGCCCGCCACCUUUCGCCUGAGCGUCGACGGCUCCGGUAGCGCCGAGCUCGCCGUCUCGGUCCGCGGACCCGGGGCCACCGAGCUCCCCGUCAAGGUGACGGGUGACGUGUACGCGGGCUUCAGCGCCGAGUUCACUCCCGUUGAGGUGGGGGGCCACGUGGUGACUGUCGAGUACAACGGUCACGCGGUCAACGGCACGCCCUUCCUGGCCAAGGCGUUCGACGCGUCGCGGGUGGUUAUAGGGCCGAUGGGCCGGGCGAGCGUCGGCCGAGCCCAGCACUUUAGCGUCGACGCGUCCCAAGCGGGUGAGGGUAACCUCGAGAUCACGAUAUCCGCCCGGGGUCAGAACAUACCGACCCAAGUGACGCCCCAGGGCAACGCUCGCUUCUCCGUGGGCUUCGUGCCGUUCGAGGCGUGCGAGCACUUGGUCAACAUUGCCUUCAACAAGCGCACGGUCCCCGGCUGUCCGAUAGUGGCGCGCGUCGAGCCCGACGCCCACGUCACCGUCAGCGGACAAGCCCUCAAUAGCGCCCCACUCGGGAGACAGAGCUCACUCACGAUCGGCAACGUACCUGGUAAUUUGGACGACCUGGAGGUUAACGUCGAAGGACCCAACGGACAGGCCGUGGCCGCUCAAGUGACCGAUAAUAAAGACUCGACGUGCACGGUAGCUUUCACGCCGCGUAUCGUCGGCGAGCACCGUAUCGCGGUUAGCCAUCGGAGCCUGCCCGUCCUCGGCAGUCCCUUCAGCUGCAAGGUCUACGAUGUGGCCGCCAUCAAGGUCAAGGACGCCAAACGGGGCGUCAUCGGGCUGCCCGUCACUUUUCUCGUGGAGACGAGCCAAGCCGGUCCGGGUAAUCUCGAAGUGACGGUCAACGGCGGACGGGUGCCGACUUCGGCGCAAGCUCAGGGGCCCCACACCUACGCCAUUUCUUUCACGCCGCGCGAGCCCAUCAGCCACACGGUCGAUCUUCGCUUCAACGGGGAAGACGUGCCCGGGAGCCCCUUCACUUGCCAGGUGAGCGACGCAGCCAAGGUCAUAGUGACCGAAGCUCUCGAAAAGGUGCCGGUCAACAAGCUCGCGAGCUUCGUCGUCGAAGCCGAGGCGGCGCCAACCGUCGAUGUCCUCGCGCCGACCCGCGAGAGCCUGCCCGUCGACAUUAACCAGACCACGGCUGGCGUCUACACCGUCAACUUCACCCCCAAAGAUGUCGGCGACCACAGCGUUCAAGUGAAGCUGAACGGCAGCCACGUACAGGGCAGUCCGUUCCUCGUCAAAGCUUACAACGCCGACCAGGUCAAGGUAACCGACAUCAACAGCGGAACAGUCGGCAAACCCGUCUUCUUCAGCAUAAACGCCAGUCAAGCCGGAGCCGGCAACCUCGAGAUAAUCGUCUCGGUGAACGGGAAAAACGUCCCGAACUUUGUGCAGAGCGAGGGCAACGCCAAGUUUCGCGUGAACUUCAAGCCCCAGGAGGCGGCGACGCACAGCCUGAGCGUGCGCUUCAACGGCGAGCCGGUCCCGGGCUCGCCCUUCACCUGCCAAGUCCACGGCACCGGCCAAGCCCUCCUCACCGGCCACAAUCUCAAAAUGGCCCCAGUCCGACAACCCAUCAGCUUCACCCUCGACCCCCAAGCCCCGUCCACCAAGUGCGACGUCAUCGUCACGCCCCCGGCCAACAUCGCUCUACCCAUCACCGUCGAGCCCAUCGACCAAAAGUACAAGAUCACCUUCACACCCGCCGAGGUCGGCCGGCACAACGUCACCGUCCUCGUCGACUCGGAACCCAUCAAGGGCUCCCCCUUCGCCUGCAACGUUUACGACGUCACCAAGAUACACGUGUCAGGCCUGAGCGAGGCGCUGCUGGGCCAAGCGACGACCUUCACGGUUGACGCGGCCCAAGCGGGCGAGGGGACCCUCGAGUUGGUCGUCAGCACGGAGAACAACACCGUCAAGGCGGAGGUCGUGGCUUGCGCGCGCGGCCUCUACGACGUGACCUUCGUGCCCCAGACCUCGAGCACCCACUACGUCAACAUCAGUUUCAACGACGACAACGUACCUGGUAGUCCGUUCAAGUGUCCCGUGGUGGGUAGCAUCCUGGAGGGCCCGUCGGUCAUUAGGAUGGGAAACACGGCCUACCUGGACUUGGACGCGGCCGGCAUAACCGGUCCCAUAACUGCCGAAGUGACAGGUCCCGAUGGCACGGUCAUCCCGUGCAACCUGACCAAGCUGGAUUCCAACGCGCACCGCAUCGAGGUGCGAGCCAAGCACGUCGGCACGUACAGCGUCGUCUUUAGCCAGGGUUCCAAGGUCAUAAGCUCCCAGAGCCUCCAGGCGUUCGACCCCACCAAGGUCGUCAUCCAGGAGAUAUCGGACGUGGUCUGCCAUCGGCCGGGCACCGUCACCGUACUAGUGCCAAAGGAGGCCGGGCCGGGCAAGCUCGCGGCUUACGUGCGCUCGGGGGGCGCGGACGUGGACAGUCUCAUCCGGGAGGAGCUCGACGGGGUCUACGAGGUCAUAUUCCACCCGACGCGGGCGGCGCCCCACCGGGUCCACAUCAAGUACAACGACGUGCACAUACCAGAGAGCCCGAUCGAGGUGGCCGUGCGGGGUCCAGCGGGCGGCAGGGAGGUCACGGCGACGGGCCUGGGCCUCUACCAGUCGUGCGUCGGCAAGGUGACGUCGUUCUCGAUCGAGACGCUGGGCAGGCCGGGCAAGGAGUUUGACGUCGUCAUCAGCAGUCCCCAGGGCAACGCCGUGCCCGUGCGCUGCUACCAACACCGGGACGGGACGCUGCUCGCCGAGUUCACGACCAGCUCGAUCGGCACCUACAAGAUCGACGUGCUGCACGGGUCCAAGUCCGUGCUGGGCUCGCCGUUCUUCUGCCACGCGUUCGACCCAUCGAAAAUCAAGCUGCAGGAGCUGGGUCCCCCAACGAUCUCCGUCCACGACCACUUUGCCCUAAAAAUCGUGAAGGUGGACGCGGGCGUGGCGGAGUUGGACGUGACGGCGACGAGUCCCCUCGGCCAGGAGGUGAGCCUCGAGUCGCGCAGCCUCGGCGAGGACGCGGACAUGGUCGAGUUUUCCCCGUCGGUGGCUGGCUCGUACUCGAUAAGCGUGACGUACGGUGGGGUCCCGGUGCCGGGUAGUCCGUUGUGCUGCGUGGCCGAGGCCACGGGCCAGGCGCGUUGCUCCGGCCAGGGUCUCCUGCUCGGACACGUGGGCAAACCGGCCCACUUCCUCGUUACGGGCAGCCGACCAGCCCCGGCCGUCCAGGUCGACGGACCCGACAGCGUGGCCAAGCCCUGCGUCGAGGCCGGUCCCACUCCCGGCACCUGGAGCGUCACCUACGUACCCACCGAGCCCGGGGUCUUUGACGUCAGGGUCGUCUGCGCCGGCCAACAACUCCCCGGCUCACCCUGGCACCCCAACAUCGUCGACACGCGCAAUCUACGGGUCAUCGGUGGCUGGCCGGCCCUCUGCGACGAGCUCGGACGGCUGAAGCUCGCCCCGGGCAACAAGGUUCACUUUGACGUGUCGGAGGCGGGACCUGGGGAGCUGACCGGGAGCAUCGACGAGCAAGCUCUCAGCUUUGAAACUACCUCCAACGGCCGGCUGAAGCUCCUCGUGCCCCAGGUGGCCCCGGGCGAGCACGCCAUUGACAUACUGUUCAACGGGAUGCCCUUCCCCGGGGCCCCGAAGCUCGCCGUCGCCCCCGAGGCUCAGGCUUCGCUGGCACAGGACUCGAGCCGAGUCGUUCUGCGGGGCAAGGGACUGACGGCGGCCAAGUGCGGGGAGCAGGUGAGCUUCACGAUUGACGGAUCACAGGCUGGAGCCGGGACCCCGCAAGUCCAGAUAUUCUCACCUACGAGGGAGGUAGACGUGGUCCUGCAGCACUUGGGUAACAGCGUGUACAGGGCGAGCUACACCCCGUUCACCUCGGAUCCGCUGCUGAUGACGGUCUCGUGGAACGGACGCCAGCUGAAGGGCUGCCCGCUGCAGAUAAGCGUCUCGAACGCGGCUGACUCGUCGCGGGUCGUUUGCUCGGGCCAGGGGCUCAAGUACGGCGUGGUCGGCCAGGAAAUCAAGAGCUUCAUAGACACCAGACGAGCGGGCCCGGGAGAACUGACGGCCCACUGCGUCGGUCCGCACAAGGUGGCCUACUGCGAGCUCUACGAUCACGGGGACGCGACCUUUACGCUGAACGUCAAGCCUCAAGAGGCCGGCAGGCACGCCUUGACGAUCAAGUACGCCGGGGAGCACGUGUCCGGCUCGCCGUUCACCCUCAAAGUGUCGGGGGCGCCCGACGCCUCAAAGGUGCGGGUUUACGGUCCCGGGAUCGAGCACGGGGUGCUGGCGACCUUCCAGUCGCGGUUCAUUUGCGACACGCGGGGCGCCGGGGCGGGCCAGUUGACGGUGAGGGUGCGCGGGCCCAAAGGGGCCUUCAGGGUCGAGAUGCAGCGCGAGACGCAAAAGGACAGGAUCAUACUGUGCCGGUACGACCCGACCGAGCCCGGCGACUAUCGCGUCGAGGUCAGGUGGGCCGGGGUCCUCGUGCCCGGCUCGCCCUUCCCCGUGAAAAUCGUCGACACCCAGGACGAGCUGCUCAUGCUCACGCACCAGGUGACUCGGACGCGGUUCCAUUAUAACAAUCACAACGGCAUCGACACGUGCACGACGGCUAACCACCACACGCUCACCUCGUGGAGAGGAUCGCAAGCGAUUCUGUAAUACCUAUUAUUACGUUUAUCACGAUGAUUACAUUAUUAUUUAUUAAUAGGAUCGAAGCAAAAGAGAGGACGAAAAAUUUUUGAUGGUACAUAUACAUAUAUAUUUUUUAUGUGUAUACACGCAUUAGGUUUACGUAUAGAAAUGCAAAUAUAUAUACAUAUAUAUAUAUAUAUUUUAUUACCCAUAUUUUUAUGUGAAUAAACGUGUUUUGAUGAACGA
Copidosoma floridanum is the source of this 9156-nucleotide messenger RNA. RefSeq names its product filamin-type immunoglobulin domains fbug (gene jbug). The record is from RefSeq and is a predicted model, not a curated record. Gene Ontology annotation, biological process: actin cytoskeleton organization. Gene Ontology annotation, molecular function: actin filament binding. NCBI's taxonomy places the organism in Eukaryota, Metazoa, Arthropoda, Insecta, Hymenoptera, Encyrtidae.